Molecule: messenger RNA, 357 nt
Organism: Paracoccidioides lutzii Pb01
Exons: 2
Coding region: 1-357 (118 amino acids)
Source: RefSeq, a predicted model, not a curated record
AUGAUUUUUGGCUCGCGAGCAAGGGAGUCAGUCGGGUUGACACGUUUAUCAGAUUACUAUCAAGCUGUCUGCGCCUUCCGAAUGCCGGCAGCGAAUAAAACCAAGGGAAAUGACCAAGCUUCAUGCAUUGACCAAAUUGGCGGGAAAUCCUGGGGUCCUUUGAUCACGGAUCCUUGGUCACCACAGGACCACACAAAUCCGUUCAAUGGCCGCUGCCGUCCACAGGCCAGCAUGGUCACAAAAAAGUUUGCCAUCUUCGGGCUUACCAGUUUCAAUCAGAGCUAUCGCAUCAUUGCACGAGCCAAAUGGACGUCCAGCAACCUCGUCAGCAGUGGCACGUUUUUGCCCGACCGGUAA